AGUGGCAAAAGGAGGACUGGGAUGGACCAGGAUGCAGUGGAUGACUUUGGUGUCAUGGACGGCUAACCAAGCUGUAAGCACUCCACAGUACCUACUUCAGCUGCCUUCAUGACCAUUGAAACGAAUUGUUCUCAUCCGAAUUGUUCUCAUUUGCCCAUUUCACCAGAGGAAGUCUUCACAUGCUUGGGGAAGACCCCCCUCUAACUCACUGAUGGGUUUGAGGCCUGUUGGUUACCUGCUUUAGCCUGUCUACCAAACAGUUUACCAAGGUGUGGCCACUGUGCAUGCUACAGCUUCUUGGGGCCACAGGCCCAUUUGAAGGUCCCAAUUAUCACAUCGCCCCACGCUGGGUAUACAAUCUCACAAGCCUCUGGAUGGUCUUUGUGGUCAUCGCAUCAAUCUUCACCAAUGGGCUGGUGCUGGUGGCAACCAUGAAGUUCAAGAAAUUGCGCCACCCCCUGAACUGGAUCCUGGUGAACUUGGCUGUGGCUGACCUGGGAGAGACCAUCAUUGCUAGCACUAUCAGUGUCAUCAACCAGAUCUAUGGCUACUUCAUCCUGGGCCACCCGCUGUGUGUCCUGGAGGGCUACACUGUCUCUCUAUGUGGCAUCACAGGUCUCUGGUCCCUGGCCAUCAUUUCCUGGGAGAGGUGGGUGGUGGUGUGCAAGCCUUUUGGUAAUGUGAAGUUUGAUGCCAAGCUGGCCAUGGUAGGCAUCGUCUUCUCCUGGGUCUGGGCAGCUGUCUGGACUUCGCCACCCCUAUUUGGCUGGAGCAGGUACUGGCCUCAUGGGCUGAAGACUUCCUGUGGCCCUGACGUGUUUAGUGGCAGCUCCGACCCUGGCGUUCAGUCUUACAUGAUUGUCCUCAUGUCCACCUGUUGCAUCUUCCCUCUCAGCAUCAUCCUCCUCUGCUAUGUCCAAGUGUGGCUGGCCAUCCGGGCAGUUGCUAAGCAACAGAAGGAAUCGGAGUCUACCCAGAAGGCGGAGAGGGAAGUGUCCCGCAUGGUGGUGGUAAUGAUCCUUGCCUACUGCUUUUGCUGGGGGCCCUAUACCUUUUUCGCAUGCUUUGCAGCAGCCAACCCUGGCUACGCCUUCCACCCUUUGAUGGCAUCCUUGCCUGCCUACUUUGCCAAGAGUGCCACUAUCUACAACCCCAUCAUAUAUGUCUUCAUGAACCGGCAGUUCCGAACCUGCAUCCUACAGCUUUUUGGGAAGAAGGUGGAUGAUGGCUCUGAAGUUUCUAGCACCUCUAGGACAGAGGUCUCUUCUGUGUCCUCUGUGGCCCCUGCAUAAACUCCCCCCACUGCCUCCC
Molecule: messenger RNA, 1311 nt
Organism: Phascolarctos cinereus (koala)
Lineage: Eukaryota; Metazoa; Chordata; Mammalia; Diprotodontia; Phascolarctidae
Source: RefSeq, a predicted model, not a curated record